AUGAGCACACUAGCUAUCAAUACCGUUGAUCGCUUAGACAGGCCUAGUGCCUACUACGUGGGCAAGAACAAGCGGCGCAGCAGAUACAAUGACGACGACGAGCCGGAGCGAGAGGACCCCAUGGCGAAGCUGAAGGAUGCGACUACGCUCUAUGUGGGCAACUUGUCAUUCUACACGACAGAGGAACAGAUUCACGAGCUAUUCUCCAAGUGUGGCGAGAUCAAGCGCCUGGUCAUGGGUCUCGAUCGCUUCAACAAGACGCCCUGCGGAUUUUGCUUUGUCGAAUACUACACUCACCAAGAUGCUCUGGAUUGCCUGAAAUAUAUCGGAGGAACAAAGUUGGAUGAGCGCAUUAUUCGAACAGACUUGGAUCCUGGAUUUGAGGAGGGACGGCAAUACGGACGCGGUAAGUCUGGUGGGCAGGUUCGCGACGAAUAUCGUGAAGAAUACGACCCUGGACGUGGUGGUUAUGGCCGAGCAUACGACGAGCAGCGCCAACGAGAGGAGGAGCAAUACGGCGAGGGAAGGUAA
Molecule: messenger RNA, 531 nt
Organism: Penicillium diatomitis
Lineage: Eukaryota; Fungi; Ascomycota; Eurotiomycetes; Eurotiales; Aspergillaceae
Product: nuclear cap-binding protein subunit CBC2
Exons: 5
Coding region: 1-531 (176 amino acids)
Biological process (GO): mRNA cis splicing, via spliceosome
Cellular component (GO): nuclear cap binding complex
Molecular function (GO): RNA cap binding
Source: RefSeq, a predicted model, not a curated record